Messenger RNA from Penicillium taxi, 1632 nucleotides. RefSeq names its product putative general amidase GmdA (gene gmdA). The coding region runs from base 1 to 1632 and encodes 543 amino acids. The record is from RefSeq and is a predicted model, not a curated record. The transcript has 7 exons. NCBI's taxonomy places the organism in Eukaryota, Fungi, Ascomycota, Eurotiomycetes, Eurotiales, Aspergillaceae.
AUGAAUAAAUCAUGGGAAGAAGUCGCUUCCAACAAAAGGGAUCGCAUCAAUGAAUCUAUUUCCGAAUGGACGAUUCAUAAUCUACCAAUCGAAAAUUGUGUCCUGGAUUUCCCCGCCAAAUCAGAAAUCCUUUCAACCCAAGAGCUUGAUAUCACCGAGUCUAGCGCAUUAGAUUUAGUGAAUUGGCUAGCUAAUGGUAAGCUGAAGGCUAUUGAUGUGACACUUGCUUUUUGUAAGAGGACAGCGAUAGCCCAUCAGUUGGUCAACUGCGUAUUAGAAUUCUUCCCAGAAACUGCUCUUGCCCAGGCUAGAGAGCUUGAUGUCUACUUUGAGAAACACAAGAAGCCCGUGGGACCUCUUCAUGGACUACCAAUCUCCCUAAAGGACCAGCUACGUGUGAAGGACCUUGAGACCUCUAUGGGUUACGUCUCGUGGCUGGGAAUAUGCGAGAAGACUGAAUCCGUCAUGGUGACCCUCUUACGCGAAGCAGGGGCUGUCUUCUACAUCAAGACUAGUGUUCCACAGACAUUGAUGGUCGGCGAGACUGUCAACAAUGUCAUCGGAAGGACAGUCAAUCCACGUAACAAGCACUGGUCAUGCGGUGGAAGUUCAGGUGGUGAGGGAGCUAUCAUUGCUCUUCGAGGCUCAGUCAUUGGCGUCGGAACUGACAUCGGUGGCUCUAUUCGUAUACCAUCCGCAUACAACUUUUUGUAUGGUAUACGGCCAAGUCAUGGCCGAAUGCCAUAUGCCAACAUGGCCAAUAGCAUGGAAGGACAGGAAACAGUUCAUAGCGUUGUUGGGCCAAUAGCACAUUCUGCAGCUGAUCUGAGAUUAUUUCUGACUUCCGUUCUGCAACAGGAACCAUGGAAGUAUGAUUCUAAAGUGGUUCCUAUGACUUGGAGAACUGCCGAGGAAGAUGCUGUCAAGUUGAAGAUACAGGCAGGUAGGCUGAACCUGGGAUUUUACUCUUCUGAUGGGGUGGUCUUGCCUCAUCCACCGAUUCUAAGAGGAGUAGAGACUGUUGUUUCUGCUCUGAAACAGAAAGGACAUACUCUUCUUCCGUGGAAGCCAUACAAGCAUGAAUUCUCCAAUGAUCUUAUUAACAAGGUCUUUUCGGCAGAUGGGGGUGCUGAUAUUUUCAAAGACGUCAAUGCCUCGGGAGAGCCUCAUAUCCCUAACAUCCAAGUUUUCAUCAACACCGAAAAAAAGAUCGAUGUGAACCAGCUCUGGGACAUUAACCUCCAGAAAUGGAACUAUCAGAAUGAGUAUCUGUGGAGAUGGCGAGAGUUCGAAAACCAGCAGGGCAAGGAGUUGGAUGCCAUAAUUGCACCCAUUACUACCACGGCGGCCAUCCGACAUGAUCAGUCCCGAUACUAUGGAUAUUCCUCUGUGAUUAACCUACUUGACUUUACCAGUGUUGUUGUUCCUGUCGCAUUUGCGCAUAAGUAUGUCGAUCUGAAGAUCGAUGACUAUAAGCCGCUGAGUCCCAUCGAUGAGGCUGUUCAGGCUGAGUAUGACCCUGAAGCAUAUCACGGUGCUCCGAUUGCAGUACAAAUAAUUGGGCGCAGACUGAGCGAAGAGAAGACUCUGGCUAUCGCAGAGGAAGUUGGUAGAUUGCUUGGUAAUGUUUAG